GGUUUAACGGACCGUCAAAGUGUUCUGUGAUUUUUAACGCAGCAGAAAGUUUAAUUCCAUUUGGAUUGAAUUGUUGGGAUAUCAAAGGGUGGUAUGUAUCUUUGAACUGUUAGUUGUGCCUUCUUCUUCUGAGCAUUGCACCACUAAAUUCUGAAGAUUGGAUAAUAUUUGUAGUUCGAAAGAUUAUUUGUAGUGGAUAUUGAAGGCGUAUAAUACAUGCAACAAAUAAUAUAAUAUCAGUUGUUCUAGAAAGCAAAAAAGUGUGGUUGCACUCUUCCAUCCACUUCAGAUGGAAUUUCCAGAUGGCCAGGAAUAUCAGGUUGAUGUUAGGACGAUUACUGCAAGCAGUUCAGCCGAGUUACAGCCACACCUAUCGCUGUCUAAGUCUCUCUCCUAAUCAUCCCAAGAGCAUCAAGGAAGUGUCUCGUGUUGGCAUUGACAAAAAAGAAAUGGAAAGACCUUUAACGGAAGGUACUGUGGGUGGUUCGGGAUGGGUCCCAGUCAGUUUGUUGAAUUUUUAUAAUCGUUUACCGACAGUGGAAAUAUUUAAACAACAUUUCGAUGGUAUACCUUUCGAGGAGCUCCCAAUUGUGCAUGUCAAAGCAUCAAGGAACAACACACUGAUUACUGUCACUGAUCACAAAUAUAAUAUUAUAACCUACACUUCUUGUCGUUUGGAAGGAUUCAAAAAUGCGCGGAAAAAGACCAACAUUGCUGGCCAAACAACGGGUGUCGCAGCUGGACAACGACUUAUUAGGCGAGGGAUUCGAACAGUUCGCGUGCUGAUCCGAGGACUUGGGCCAGGACGAAUGACUUCCAUACAAGGUAUGGCCACUGCUGGUGUUAAAAUUGUUUCUAUAACCGAACAAUCAGCGCUUCCUGAGCUUGGACCAAGACCAAAGAAAAUCCCUAGAAUCUAAAUACAUCUUUUUUUCGUGCAUGAUUUCAUGAAUAUGGUUAUAAUUUCCUGUCGUAGUACUUCGAUAAAUAUAGGGAACACGUUCAUACACAAAGAAUUUGCAAUAUUUCAAAGU
Molecule: messenger RNA, 1034 nt
Organism: Loa loa (African eye worm)
Lineage: Eukaryota; Metazoa; Nematoda; Chromadorea; Rhabditida; Onchocercidae
Product: ribosomal protein S11 containing protein
Exons: 4
Coding region: 303-920 (205 amino acids)
Biological process (GO): maturation of SSU-rRNA from tricistronic rRNA transcript (SSU-rRNA, 5.8S rRNA, LSU-rRNA); ribosomal small subunit assembly; translation
Cellular component (GO): mitochondrial small ribosomal subunit; ribosome
Molecular function (GO): small ribosomal subunit rRNA binding; mRNA 5'-UTR binding; structural constituent of ribosome
Source: RefSeq, a predicted model, not a curated record